Messenger RNA from Pisolithus orientalis, 2343 nucleotides. Its product is annotated as peptidase family M1-domain-containing protein. Gene Ontology annotation, molecular function: metallopeptidase activity; epoxide hydrolase activity; zinc ion binding. Gene Ontology annotation, cellular component: cytosol. The transcript is spliced from 15 exons. Gene Ontology annotation, biological process: proteolysis. The record is from RefSeq and is a predicted model, not a curated record. Bases 1 to 1947 code for a protein of 648 amino acids. NCBI's taxonomy places the organism in Eukaryota, Fungi, Basidiomycota, Agaricomycetes, Boletales, Pisolithaceae.
AUGGCAGAUCCAACAAGCCAAUCGAACUAUAUCGCCAUCGCAACCCAUCAUUUGAGCCUUGAGUGGACGCUGGAUUUUCUGACCCGCACAAUUCGUGGGACGGCGGUAUAUGAAUUAGAGGUGAAGGGGAACGAGGUGGCGGAGGUGAUACUGGAUACUGCUGAUUUAGUUAUUGACAGCGUUCAUGUAGAUGGCAGCUCUGUCGAAUUCUCCUUCGGGACCAAACACACCGUCAUGGGAUCGGCACUUCACAUUCCUAUUCUAUGCCCUGCAACCAAGGGUGGGUAUGUGAAGCUCGCAAUCAAGUACGAAACGACGACAAAUUGUACGGCGUUGCAGUGGUUGGAUAAGGAACAAACCCAAGGUGGCAAAUUUCCGUUCUUAUUCAGCCAAUGUCAACCUAUAUACGCGCGCAGUUUGGUACCAAUUCAGGAUACUCCAUCGGUCAAGUUUACCUACGACGCCCGUGUCACUGCGGUCCUCCCGGUCCUCAUGUCCGCGAUCCUUAUAUCCCCUGAUUCGACAAGCUUCCCGCACGACGGAAGAAAGAUCGGACAUGAUAAGGUCACGUACGUCUUUCGGCAGUUCGUUCCGAUUCCUUCGUACCUCCUCGCCAUCGCGUCUGGGAAUCUGCGGUACAGGCCUUUUCCCGUACCGAAAGGGAAAGACUGGACGAGCGGCGUAUGGGCGGAAGAAGAGCUCGUAGACGCAGCGGAAUGGGAAUUUAAAGAGGAUACCACGAAGUUUCUGGAAGCCGAAGAAAAGAUAAUGGUGCCGUAUCGGUUUGGAGUAUAUGAUUUAUUGGUCCUUCCGCCAUCAUUCCCAUAUGGGGGUAUGGAAAACGCCUGCGUCACAUUUGUUACGCCCACACUGCUCACCGGAGACAGGGCACUGGUCAAUAUCAUCGUUCAUGAGAUUACGCAUUCGUGGUUCGGAAAUGGGGUCACACAUGCCGACGCCUGCCACUUUUGGCUCAAUGAAGGCUGGACGACCUACAUCGAACGUUUACUCCAACAAAUUCUUCACACACCCGCACAUCGGGGUUUCUCGUUCCUAAUUGGAUCCAAAAGGCUUUAUGACGAUCUCAAAUUGUAUGAAUCCAGACCAGCAUAUCAGCGAUUGCAGAUCGCUUUUGAGCACGGUGAGAAUCCAGAUGAUGCAUAUAGUGGUGUCCCGUACGAGAAGGGUGCGAAUUUCCUGCUGCAUAUCGAACGCACACUCGGGGGCAUUAACGUAUUCCUUCCAUACAUCAAAAACUACGUUCAGACCUUCAUGGGAAAGAGCAUCACGACACAGGAAUGGAAGGACCACUUAUAUGCUUAUUAUUGCGAGCACGGGACACGUGAUAACGUCGAGGCGCUGGAUAGCAUCGAUUGGAAUGCCUGGUUGCAUGGUGAAGGUUUAACGCUUCCAGUCCCAGCUGAAUACGACAUGACACUCGCUCGUCAAUCCAAUGUGCUUGCUGAUCGAUGGGAUAAAGCCCGUACCUCGACAAACCUUCACGAGCUCUUCAAUGCAUCCGAUUUACAAAAAUUAGAUGCGAACCAGAUCAUCGUCUUCCUUCAACGCCUCCAGUCCUACACUGCCCUCCCCAAAUCCCAUGUCGACUUCCUGGGAUCGACCUAUUCAUUUUCCACAACGCCUAAUGCCGAAAUUCGUCUCCGGUUUUACCAAGUCGCUUUGUUAGAUCCUCAGACAGAUGCUGCAAGGGAGUAUGCUGUAGAUGCCGCCGCAUGGGUCGUCGGCCAGGAGACUUCGAAGGGUAUCGUCAAAGGUCGCAUGAAGUUCUGCAGACCAAUAUUCAGGGCGUUGUAUGCUGUUGAUGCAAAGUUGGCUUUGGAGACAUAUCAACGGCACAAACUUGCAUUCCAUCCCAUUGCGAGGAAUCUGAUUGAGAAGGAUUUGGGUUUGAUCUCGACAAAUGUUAACGCCAACGUGGCAAAAUAAGAAUCCAGUUCAUAGGGAUGUGGACUGCUGGUACGAAAGGCAAAGUGCCCGCAGACAAAGAUGAAAAUGCGUUCACAAUGAUGUAACUACAAUAACAGCGGGCACGUAGCAUAGGAGGGCAUGCAUAACCUGACGUAGAUUACCAACGCCGCCACAUUGUGGUAAGCGACAGUUGAUCUAAUAUCCUGUAGGGUCAGGUACGGAUACGUACUGUUCCACGAACUCCUGAGUUGAGCUGAUGCAUACCAACAACAACAAUUCCCUCGUCACUUGUUCCGGUGACGUCUACAAGCAAGCGGCGCGCACCACUACUGCAGUUUGCACACACCACAACUACGUGCUACCGAUACUGUGCAAUUCUGUGUGCUGCUCUGUAACGUAGUAGUGGGGAUGCCC